Messenger RNA from Photinus pyralis (common eastern firefly), 4515 nucleotides. It is a transcript of the gene Neurl4, whose product is annotated as neuralized-like protein 4. The transcript is spliced from 15 exons. Lineage: Eukaryota; Metazoa; Arthropoda; Insecta; Coleoptera; Lampyridae. Bases 137 to 4381 code for a protein of 1414 amino acids. The record is from RefSeq and is a predicted model, not a curated record.
AAACCAGCUGUUAUUUCAAUAAUCCAAAAUUCCAAAAAAUAAACAAUGAAACUUUUAUUUUAGGUCCCAUUGCAAUAUUUAAUUAAUUAAUUACUGCCAAAUACAAAUCAUGUAAUAAGUAAUAACAAAUUCUACAAUGGCUUACUUUCACUAUCGCUGUGGUGAAAGAAUAACAUUACAAAACGAUAACUGUACUGCAGUUCGAAAUGACAACGAUUUCGAUCAUGGAUUAGUUAUAACAGCGGAACCUUUAGUAAAUGAUGUUUUGUUUGAAAUUCGUAUAGACAGAAAAGUAAAUUCAUGGUCGGGAAGUCUGGAGAUAGGUGUAACGGAAUGUGACCCCUUACAUUUUGAAUUUCCUGCCUGUGCAUCUCGGCUGCAAAAUGGCACAUGGAUUAUGGCCGGGAACUCUAUACUAAAAGAUGGUGCUCUUCUAACUGAAAGGUACGGGAUUGAUUUGGAUUGCUUGAAUCAAGAUGAUCGUGUCGGCUUGAUGAGAACUAACGAGGGUGAUUUAAUAUUUUUUAUAAAUGGCGAGUCGCAAGGUGUUGCAGCUGAAAAUUUACCAACUGUCGUUUAUGGUGUUGUGGAUUUGUAUGGGAAAUGUGUCCAAGUAACGAUUACCAAUCCUGUUCUACGUGAACACAAUAAUGACGACUGUCUAAGCGGGAGUUCGGUCUUGGCGAUUGAUAACGAUAUCUUAAAUGUUACCCUUGGUGCUGAUCUUAGCGAGUUGAGUUUGAGCAGUAGCAAUAGUUUGGAUAUUCGAAUGGAUAUGAACGUUAGUUUAAAUCUGCCAGAGGAGAUGCGAAAUUUGGACAAGUUAAAGUUUCACGAGCGUUGUGGGUCAUUAGUGAAAUUAUCCAAUGGACAACGUUCCGCGGAAAGGCGGCGUCCGUUAGAUGAAUUUAAUAAUGGUGUCGUCAUGACGCAUAGAACAUUGCGCGAUGCUGAAUUAUUUGAGAUCCGUAUAGACAGAUUGGUAGAUAAAUGGAGCGGUAGUAUUGAGAUGGGUGUAACCACACAUAAUCCCAAUUCUCUCGUUUUUCCUGCGACCAUGACGAACAUGCGAAGCGGAACCAUAAUGAUGUCCGGCUGUGGAAUAUUAACAAACGGGAAGGGGACGCGUCGCGAAUACGGCGACUUUAAUUUGGACGAGCUGAACGAGGGGGACCGGGUUGGGAUGGUUCGUAAGACGAACGGUGACCUGCACUAUUUCAUAAACGGAUCCGAUCAAGGGGUUGCCGCUCAAAGAGUGCCUGUGGCGACGUGGGGUGUGAUAGAUUUAUAUGGUAUGACCAUAAAGGUUUCCAUUGUCGAAAGGGACGAACGUGAGGAGCACAACCUGAAUAUGAGGCGAUCGACGCGCGUCGAAGAACAUUUAUAUCCUGCCAUUGACACUCAACCAGUCUCCGAUUAUUACGAUAGGCUAACAUUCCACACAAAUUGUGGCGCUCACGCACAAGUAAUAAAUAACGGUCGCACCGCCUUACGGCCUAACGCCGCCGACGAUUUUAAUAACGGCGUCGUCUUAACAUCGCGUCCAUUGAAAACGGGGGAAUUGUUUGAGGUUAGACUAGAACGAGUUGUCACCAAAUGGGCGGGCUCGAUUGAAAUCGGUGUCACCACUCACAGCCCAACGGAACUGGAGUUUCCCUUUACAAUGACCAAUGUUCGGUCCGGUACCUGGAUGAUGACCGGCAGUGGAAUUGUGCAUAAUGGUACUACCGUUUUGGAGCAGUAUGGAGUGAAUUUGGAUCGACUGCAAGUAGGAGACCGGGUGGGUGUAGUGCGUAAGGAGAGUGCCCUUCUGCAUUUUUUUGUAAAUGGUGUCGACCAAGGUACUGCGGCAACUAAUGUUGCAGAUAGGGUCUAUGGAGUUAUUGAUUUAUACGGGCAAGCAGUAGAGGCUUCUAUUGUAGAUAUAUUCGAUUAUAAUUCUCCUGAUACCUUACAUUCCAGUUUAUCAAAUACAACGCUGUACAGUGACUUGCGUUUUCAUCCGGUUCAUGGCAAAAAUGCCCGUAUUAUAAUGAACGGGCAAACGGCGGUGCGACCUAGACCUUUGGCAGAAUUUAACGACGCCAUUGUAUUUUCGAAUCGGCCACUAAGAGACGGCGAACUCUUCGAGGUUACGCUAGAAAAUAUGGUCGAUCGGUGGUCGGGUAGUAUAGAGAUUGGGGUGACGGCGGCACGACCUGACGAUUUGGAACUGCCAAGUACCGCUACCGAUUUGGCUCACGAUACGUGGAUGCUUAGCGGCUCGUCUAUUAUGGAGAAUGGGACGACGAUAAGAAAUAAUUACGGGUGCGAUCUGGAUACUUUAGGUGCAGGCGUACGGAUCGGCGUGAUGAGAAGUGCCGAAAAGACGUUGGAGUUUUACAAGGACGGCGUACCUCAAGGACUCGCGUGCGUCGUUACCCAUUCUAAUAUUUACGCUGUCGUUGAUUUGUAUGGGCAAUGCGCGCAAGUCAGUAUUCCAUGUAUAUCACCUGUUGCACCUUUAGCAUCGGUCGCCGUAGAGAGUUGUCCUCGCUCCGACACCUCGGCGUCUCUGCAGGCGACCAGUGUGAUGCAACCGGUUAUCGAAGCUGAUCUACACAGAUUUCACGAAUGCCAUGGUAAAGGUAUAACACUUAGUCAAGCCGGUCAAAUAGCAGUUAGAGGGAAAGAGAUAAGCCAUUGUAUUGCAUUCAGCUCUACUCCCUUAAUCCAAGAUGAAUUGUACGAAUUUGCAAUUCUUUAUGUAGCACCUCAGUUCUGUGGAACACUGUGUCUUGGCAUAACCACUUCUGAACCUUCGAUGGCAAUAGGCUCUUUACCUUCAGACACUUGUUACAUCACAGGCAACCAGAUGCGAAUGAAAAAUAAAAUUUUGCACCAGUUUACUCCGAGUUUAAAUUGGUUAGGCGUAGGCGAUCGACUUGGAUUACUGAGGAUGCACGACGGUACUGUUAAAAUACUAAUAAACGGUGAAGAGUUGCAUUUAAACUUUCCCAAUAUUGGCGAAAACGUCUACGCAGUUGUCGAUUUACGCGGGUCGUGUUCGGCAAUCGUAGUUACCAGUCGGAAGGUCCCAGUCUCGCCUCUUACCGUCGUACAUCUACAAGAUAGUUUGGAAAUCGCUUUAGAACAAGAUCGAUUAAAAACCGAGCCAUUUUCAUCCGAAGUCAAUAAACACGUCCCUGUCGAACUUAGCAAACCUAUUUUGUACGAGUUUCACGAAAAUCAUGGUCGUAAUAUAGAAUUAUUAGGCGAACGUAGUGUUGCCAGAAGGGUCGCAUCGUAUAACCAAGGGUUGGUGAUCGUUCAACCAGCUCUUCAACCAGGAGAGACGGUGAAAGUGUUACUGGAACAGCUCGAUGUGAAAUGGUCCUCUUCACUUAUGCUAGGCGUAGUGUGCGGAGCAGCGGAACGGUUCAAUCUCCCAGUAACGGGUUUAGCUAUCAAAUGUUCCAGCUGCAUUGUAGCGAGCGACUGGGUUUCUAUUAACGGCGUUAAGUCAAAGUCAAACUACAACAAGCUUAGCUGUUUGACAGCAGGCACAUUUGUUAGUUUGAUGCUUACCGAGGCCGGUCAGGUGCAAAUUUAUAUUAAUGGAGUUCCAGAGCCACCUUUGCAGUUUGAUUACAGUCAACCUUGUUAUGCAAUAUUCGAUUUAUAUGGGCAAUGUCAGCAGAUCAAGAUAAUUAAUGAAGUCGAAGGGAAACCGAAUCCCUCCUGUAGUACAGAUUUGGAAAAGGCCGAUCUCGAAUCCUGCGAGAAGGAACGGUCCGAGACGAGUUUGUCUCUCCCGCUAACAUCUACAACCGCGAUUCCAUCACCAAGCAAUCCGAAUUACGGCUCACCCAUAUCGCCGCAUAAACCCUGCACUUACAAGGAAGAGUGCGAAAAAUAUAAGAAAUUGUUGCUGCUUCCAGAUGAAUUUUUCUUAUCCGAAGAAGCUCUUUGUUUUUGCUCGGAGUGUACUAAAUUAAACGAUCCUGUCAAGGAGGAAGACUUGAAAGGAUGGGUUAAAUUCUCGUUGCGCAACUGGCAUAAUUUGCAAACGGAGAAGUGGCAUACCGCCUUUUAUGGCACACGAUUGGGAUUCGUCCGAAGUAUUCUAGAUAGGGGGCAACCGUUUACACGAGAUCAAGAGCGGUUUGGAAACUUGGUCUGUCAGAAGGAGGACGAUUUACAAAUUGUAUUGACCCCUGCUCUAGAAAAUUGUGUUUUGGACUUUUUUAAAUUUGAUGAUAGCAAAGAGGUUUGUGCGGUUUUUCAAUUAUUGGUUAAACCAGGAGCGUAUUCCGUGGCGAGGGAUUGUCCAGAAUGGAGCACUAAAGAAACUGGUGCUCUUAUUCUACAUGCGCUAUUGUUACGAAUUAAUUUGCCGUAAAUGACAUUCUUUUUUUAUGUCUACAAUUUUGUUCUAGUCACAAGCGUAACGCUUUAAUUUAUAUUUUUUAUUGUACAUUCCUUUCGAAUAUUAGCAGUAAGGAAACAUUAAAUAUUUCUAUUAUUGCAUUUUAA